Molecule: messenger RNA, 1566 nt
Organism: Diutina rugosa
Lineage: Eukaryota; Fungi; Ascomycota; Pichiomycetes; Serinales; Debaryomycetaceae
Exons: 1
Coding region: 1-1566 (521 amino acids)
Biological process (GO): mitotic cell cycle; positive regulation of transcription by RNA polymerase II
Cellular component (GO): nucleus
Molecular function (GO): DNA-binding transcription factor activity, RNA polymerase II-specific; RNA polymerase II cis-regulatory region sequence-specific DNA binding
Source: RefSeq, a predicted model, not a curated record
AUGGCGCCCCAGUUUGCCCCCAGAGGCUCCGUGGGAGCGUCGCCGGCACCGCCCCUGAUGCCAGGAGUGCCGUCAAUCGCCCCGGGACCGCCAGCGCCGAUGGCGCCGGCCCAGUUGGCGCCGCCGCCGGGCCAACCGCUAACCCACCCUGGCCAACCUCAAUCAGGAGCGGUGGCGCCUCAGGCGCAAGGCCAGCACUCCACGCGCCGGGGGCCGUGGCUGCCGCUAGAGGAUAAAAAGCUUUUGGACUUGAUCGCGAUGUUCGGCGCCACCAACUGGGUCCGGAUCCUGAACUCGUUGCUGACCCGUACUCCCAAGCAGUGCCGCGAGCGCUACCACCAGAAUUUGAAGCCGCUGCUUAACCGGCUGCCAAUUACCGCUGAAGAAGGGGAGUUGAUCGAGGUUUUGGUGGCUAAAUACGGGAAGAAGUGGGCGGAGAUCCUGCGCCAUUUGAACGGGCGCCUGGACAACGCCAUCAAGAACUGGUGGAACGGCGGCGCCAACCGCCGCCGCCGCGCCCUGCAGAAGAAAGACGACGACGACGGCGACGCCGCCUCGAUUAAAUCAGAGUCUACGGGUACCUAUAUCAAGCGUGAGCUGUCAGGCAGUCUCGGCGGCCUCGACGGCGGCGCUGUCAACGGUGCCGAGGCGCUGGCGACGCUGACGGCGUCUACGGCUGUCGGCGCCACUGCCCCCACUAAGCUCCCGACGCCGUCGCAGUACCCCCAGGUGCCCCAGCUCCCGCAGAUACUGUUCAACACGCUGAUGUUCGGCAAAACCCUGGAGCAGGCGCUGGCGCUGCCCCAUAAGCCGGCGCUGGCGCCGCCGCGGCUGGCGCUGUUUGACGUCGGCCGCGCCGAGACCAACGCCAUCACGUUGCCGCCGAUCCUGGCGACGAACAAGCGGCGCCUCCUUGAGGACCUGGUGGGCCGCCGCCACUCGUCGGUGCUGGCGCACUUGUACCACCACGGCGCCGGUCCCGUGCACCUGCAACUGCACCUGAAUCUCCCCGUGCUCGCGGGCGGCCUGGCGCUGCCCCCGUACCACGGGCUGCCGCUCCUUUUGCUGACCCAGGCGCUGCGCAACAACCUGGUGCUGCACUUUGAGUUGCUCAACCCGCUGACGCUGGCGCUGCUGCGGCGCCUGCUGUACGCGCCCGACUUGUUCCCCAACCCGCUCAAAGACGUGCAAAUCGCCGCCGCCAACCUCGCCAGCCUCAGCGGCAGUCUGCACAAGGGGCAUCACGGGCUGGUCCUGCUGGUGGCGCUGGUGCCGCCGAUGGCGACGCCGCUGGCACACAAGCGCAACUUGCUGCAGACGCUGAGCUACAACUCGCCGCUGAUGACGCCCAACACGCGGUUCCUGGUGUCGAGCGCGGCGCUGGGACCGCCCCCCACCAGCGCCAUGGACGUCGACACCGUUGACGGCGCCCACGAGAGCGCUAACGAGAGCGCUAACGAGAGUAACGCUGACGGUAACGCCGACGGCGAUAAUAUCGACUCCCGCAAACGCCGCAGCCACGACGACGGCGAGGAUAAGAUGAGUAUGCGCAACUUGUUGCUGUAG